Cinclus cinclus is the source of this 1710-nucleotide messenger RNA. It is a transcript of the gene NPNT, whose product is annotated as nephronectin. Gene Ontology annotation, molecular function: calcium ion binding. The record is from RefSeq and is a predicted model, not a curated record. The transcript has 13 exons. NCBI's taxonomy places the organism in Eukaryota, Metazoa, Chordata, Aves, Passeriformes, Cinclidae. Bases 1 to 1710 code for a protein of 569 amino acids. Gene Ontology annotation, cellular component: membrane.
AUGGAGCUCUCCCUGCGGCUGCUCCUGGCGUCCUGCCUCUCGCUGGGGGCGGCCGGGGAAUUUGACAGAAGGUGGCCCAGACAAAUAGUCUCAUCUGCAGGACUGUGUCGGUUUGGAAGCAGAAUUGACUGCUGCUGGGGCUGGGCACGAGUGGCCUGGGGACAGUGCCAACCAUUCUACGUCUUAAGGCAGAGAAUAGCCAGCCUAAGGUGCCAGCCCAAAGCUAUAUGUCAGCCAGGGUGUAAACACGGUGAAUGCACUGGGCCAAACAAGUGUAAGUGCCACCCAGGAUACACUGGAAAAACUUGCAACCAAGAUGUGAAUGAGUGUGGACUAAAGCCUCGGCCGUGCAAGCACCGGUGUAUGAAUACCUACGGCAGCUACAAGUGCUACUGUCUGAACGGCUACAUGCUUAUGCCAGAUGGAACAUGCUCAAAUGCCCUUUCUUGCCUGAUGGCAAACUGUCAGUAUGGCUGUGACGUACUGAAAGGGGAGGUGCGCUGUCGCUGUCCUUCUCCUGGGCUGCAGCUUGGGCCUGAUGGCAGGACUUGUGUAGACAUUGAUGAAUGUGCUACUGGGAGGGUUCUCUGCCCACGAUUUAGGCACUGCGUCAAUACUUUCGGAAGCUACAUCUGCAGGUGUCAUAAAGGCUUUGAUCUGAUGUACAUUGGAGGCAAAUACCAAUGCCAUGAUGUAGAUGAAUGUUCCCUUGGCCACCAUCAGUGUGGUGGUUUUUCACACUGCUACAACACUCCAGGAUCCUACAAAUGCAAAUGUAAAGAAGGGUACAGAGACAAUGGAACAAACUGCAUACAAAAGCCAGUGACCAGGCCGAUGGCUCGUCCGACGGCUGUGCCGACGGCUCGUCCGACGGCUGUGCCAACUCAACCUGCACCCAGGACAACGACUCCACUGACACCCAAGCCAACCACGAGAUAUGUGCCAAUGACAACUAGUCUGGUCACGACAUCAGUGAUGAAACCUCCUUCUCCAACAACGCCUCAGCCUACAACGGUAAGACCUACACUACCACCACAAAGCACUCCUCUGGUAACAACUGAAGAGCCUUCACAUAUUCCAAUUGAAACUACAUCUUCCCAAGGAGUUAUAGAUGACAACAGGAUCCAGCCAGAUCCUCAGAAACCCCGAGGAGAUGUGUUCAUUCCACGCCAGCCUGGAGUCAGCAAUAAUCUGUUUGAAAUACUUGAAAUUGAAAGAGGGAUUACAGCUGAUGAAUUUGAAGCAAACGAUGACCCAGGUGUCCUGGUGCACAGCUGUGAUUUUGACAGUGGCCUGUGUGGGUGGAUCAAGGACAAAGAUGAUGACUUGCACUGGGAGCCAGUGAGAGAUGCAUCAGGGGGACAGUACCUUACCAUCUCUGCUCCCAAGGACAAAGAAGGAAGAGUAGCACAUCUUAUCCUGCCAUUGGGGCACAUGGCUCAGGUUGGAGACUUGUGCCUGUCCUUUAGGCAUAAGGUGCCUGGGCUGCAUUCUGGUGCUCUCCAAGUCUUUGUAAGGAAAAAUGGUGCUCACGGUCCAGCUGUUUGGGGAAGAAACGGUGGCCAUGGCUGGAGACAGACACACAUAACUUUACAAGGACUGGGCAUCAAGAGUGUUAUUUUCAGAGGUGAGAAAGGGAAAGGAAGAACUGGGGAUAUUGGUCUAGAUGAUGUGGUCUUGAGGAGAGGACGCUGCUCUGAAGAGCAUUAG